AUGGUGGGCGCCGCCUGUGCCGUGUCUCGCGGUGUCUGUCCCUCUGAGGAACCCCAUCCCUUGCAGGUGAAGAGGAAGCUGAACUUGGGGACGGAUCACCAGUACAUAGCAGAGAGCCUGCCGGUGGGCCGGGGCAAGGCCAGGAACCCCACUAAAGGGGCAAAGUCUCCCGGGGAGAAGUCCCGCUAUGAAACCUCGCUGAACCUCACCACCAAGCGCUUCCUGGAGCUGCUGAGCCAGUCGCCCGAUGGCGUGGUAGACCUCAACUGGGCAGCUGAGGUCCUGAAGGUGCAGAAGAGGCGCAUCUACGACAUCACAAAUGUCCUAGAGGGCAUCCAGCUCAUCACCAAGAAGUCCAAGAACAACAUCCAGUGGCUGGGCAGCCAGGCCACCGUGGGGCGGACCGCCCCCAUCCAGACGUGCACAGUGCAGCUGCGCCUGCUCACAGAGGACCCCGCCAACCAGCACACAGCCUACGUGACCUGCCAGGAUCUCCGCAGCAUUGUGGACCCCGCGGAGCAAAUGGUGAUGGUUAUCAAAGCCCCCCCAGAGACCCAGCUGCAGGUCUCAGACCCAGCGGAGGCUUUCCAGGUCUCUGUUCGAAGCACUCAGGGCCCCAUCGAUGUCUUCCUCUGCCCCGAGGACAGCUCAGGGGUCUGUAGCCCUGUCAAGAGCCCCUUCAAAGCCCCCCCAGAGGAGUCAUCCCCCGGCCAUUCGCAGCCCAGAGCCUCCCCGCUCCUGCAUCCCGCCCAGGACAUGAACAUGCCGCUGCUGCUCGGAGAGCAAGAGACGCUACUGCCGGGGACGAGUGCACUGCCCGGCAAGUGCCCAGCAGAGGAGGUGAGCCUCUCACCGUUGGCCUCCAUGGAUUCUCUCCUGGAGCAGAGCAGGGAGGAUUUUUCGGGUUUCUUGGCGGACGAAUUCACCACCCUGUCGCCGCCACAGGCACAGGAUUACCACUUUGGCCUGGAGGAGGGCGAGGGCAUCAGCGAGCUCUUUGACUGCGACUUUGGGGACUUCACACCCUUGGACUUCUGAGGCUCUGCCAGGACGCUCGCGGGGGAAGCUGCCAGGCAGGGGGGCCCACCCCAGGCUCCUGCCCUCACAGGCAGGGCAGGCAGCCCCUCCAGCUCUUGUCCCCGUCUGUUUUUGCAAUAUUUUCUUCUUACCCCUCUAGCCGCCCCCUCAGCCUGGUGAGGGCCUGCGGCAUCCCUGGCUCCAGCCUCACACGGGGGAUGCCAGGGUGGGGGUCCCAUCUCAAGGGAUGCCCUGUGGGGCCCUGUUUAUGGAGGGGGGCUGCCGGGGGCAGGGCCGCUGCCUGCCCCUGCCCCAGGUGCCCGUUACAGAGCUUUAAACAGUCCUGUGUAUAGAUUUGAUUAAUUUAUUAUU
Messenger RNA from Egretta garzetta (little egret), 1389 nucleotides. It is a transcript of the gene E2F1, whose product is annotated as E2F transcription factor 1. The record is from RefSeq and is a predicted model, not a curated record. Gene Ontology annotation, cellular component: Rb-E2F complex. The coding region runs from base 1 to 1038 and encodes 345 amino acids. Gene Ontology annotation, biological process: regulation of transcription by RNA polymerase II; G1/S transition of mitotic cell cycle. The transcript is spliced from 8 exons. Gene Ontology annotation, molecular function: RNA polymerase II cis-regulatory region sequence-specific DNA binding; DNA-binding transcription factor activity, RNA polymerase II-specific; protein dimerization activity. Lineage: Eukaryota; Metazoa; Chordata; Aves; Pelecaniformes; Ardeidae.